Messenger RNA from Gasterosteus aculeatus aculeatus (three-spined stickleback), 2475 nucleotides. RefSeq names its product 43 kDa receptor-associated protein of the synapse-like. The record is from RefSeq and is a predicted model, not a curated record. Lineage: Eukaryota; Metazoa; Chordata; Actinopteri; Perciformes; Gasterosteidae. Gene Ontology annotation, molecular function: acetylcholine receptor binding; protein-membrane adaptor activity. Gene Ontology annotation, cellular component: plasma membrane; neuromuscular junction. Gene Ontology annotation, biological process: positive regulation of neuromuscular synaptic transmission; synaptic transmission, cholinergic.
UGAGGUUUAGUGCAAAGGUAGAUCGCUAGGAGCUGUAGUGACCUUGGGUCUGCUUGCUGAGGGCAGGACAGAAUUCCUGAAGGCACACAUGGUCCAGAGUGACAAGGCCAUCUGCUGUAGCGCCAGCAGGAGCAGGAAGGGGGAGCGGGGUGGACUCGGGUGUGUUGAGAAUUCCUUUCGCUGGAGCGUGGGGGAAGAAGAUAUUCUGGGAUAUCACUGCUAGCACUCGAUCUGGAAACCAUUUUUUCUUUGGCAUUUUUCAAGAGCAAAACUGACGGGAGAAUUCUAAAACACUUGAUGGUGAGACAGGAUCAUUGCAGGUUUAAAUGGGGAAGGUAUUUUUCCAGCCUGGCUGUUCUCCUAGAAGCGACUGGUGAAAUUGGUCUUUGUGUGUUGCCGUUUCAUUUUGGUGGAUUCAGUUUCCUCCCCAUCUCAGCACAGUCAGAGCUGAGAGAGAAGGAUCUGGUAGGCCGUCUUGCAGCAACCAGUGUUGGAGGAUCAUCUUGAAGGGAUUUUCUUUGGAGUUGCUGUGCAUGGCAAAGAUCUACAUUCUUGCCGCCUAACUGAAGUGGCAUGGCCUAAAAAAAUGAAUAUUUUUAUGAGGCGCCUUGCACCAGAGAUGGGCCAGGACCAAACCAAGCAGCAGAUAGAGAAGGGCGUGAGGUUGUAUCAGUCCAAUCAGACGGACAAAGCCCUGCACGUCUGGACUAAAGUGCUGGAGAAGACCUCAGAUCCUGGAGGGAAGUUCCGGGUGUUAGGGUGCCUGAUUACGGCUCACUCGGAAAUGGGGAAAUAUAAAGAUAUGCUUAAGUACACUCUCUAUCAAAUCGACACAGCCAGAGAAAUGGAGGACCCAGACUACCUCAUAGAAGGAUACCUGAACUUGGCGCGCAGCAAUGAGAAGCUGUGCGACUUCCAGAAAACGAUGUCCUACUGUAAGACCUGUUUGAACAUGCAGGGCACCACGGUCAGCCUGCAGCUCAACGGCCAGGUAUGUCUCAGCAUGGGCAACGCUUUUCUGGGCCUCAGCGUCUUCCAGAAGGCCUUGGAGAGCUACGAGAAGGCCCUGCGCUACGCACACAACAACGACGACAAGAUGCUGGAGUGCAGAGUCUGCUGCAGCCUGGGGAACAUUUAUGUCCACCUUAAGGACUACGAGAAAGCGCUGUUUUUCCCAUGUAAAGCAGCUGAGCUUGUCAAUGACUACGGGAAGGGUUGGAGCCUCAAGUAUCGAGCCUUGAGCCAGUACCACAUGUCCGUUGCCUACAGGAAACUGGAGCACCUGCCGAACGCCAUGGAGUGCUGCGAGGAAUCGAUGAAGAUUGCCCUGCAGCACAGUGACCGUCCUCUGCAGGCUCUGUGUUUACUGAACUUUGCAGACAUACACCGCUGCAGGCGCGACGCUGAUAAAGCAUUCCCUCGCUACGAGUCUGCACUGGGUAUAAUGACUGAGAUUGGAAACCGUCUUGGACAAUCACAUGUCUACCUGGGAGUUGCAAAGUGUUGGCUUCUGCAGAAAGAAUUUGAUAAGGCUCUUGGUUCUUUACAGCGAGCACAGGAGUUGGCAGAUGGGAUGGGAAACAAGCUGUCUACACUGAAGGUGCACUGCCUGAGUGAAGGAAUUUAUCGUACCUGGGGGCAACAAGAGGAGCUCAGGGAGCAGGUGGUGAAGUUCCUGCAGUGUGUGGAGGAGUUGGAGCUCUACUGCGGCAUGUGUGGAGAGUCCAUCGGGGACAGGGACCAAAAGCUGCAGGCCUUACCCUGUUCCCACAUUUUCCACCUCAAGUGUCUGCAGAAAAAGGGCACCAAGGGUUGUCCUAAAUGUUUCAAGUCCUCAAUGAAGCCUGGAUUCGUGUGAUUGUGAGCCAGCGUUUGUGCGUUGGAUGUGCAGCCUUGUGGGCUCAUGGCUGGGAGGAGCAGGCGGCUUUGGAAUAUGCUGAAGGUGUUUGAGGAGUAAUGAUUCGCUGCUCUGCAGAGAGGAUGCUGAACUGAACCCCAGUGUCGAAGCGCGCGGCUCUGAGGGCCCGAUCAAGGCAUCCAUCUUAUCAACAGUAAGAUGAGACAAUCAGUCUGAUGUUUGCUGAUGGUGGAAGUACAAGUGACUGAUUUCAAGAAUCAAGAACCUACGUGAACUCCGGUGAAUCUGUAUGUUGCAGGAUUUAAUUCUAGUAGAAAAACGACCGUCUAAAAGCAUUUAUAACUUAUUUAUGCGUUGAUGAUCUUCAUGGAUCUUAGUCACCGGGUUUGUUGUUCCAGUUCUGAUAAUAUCUUUGACACAAUGUCCACUUUUUCUUUAAUUAACAGUUUUAAAUUUAAAAAAAAAUGUAUUACAGUACAGAGCCAUUUCUGAAUUUAACUGAUUUCAUUCACACUAUAUCUAUAAGUGUACAUACCAUUGUCAUGUUAUUUUUGUUUUAAAAGUUUGAUUUAUUUGAGGUGUUAAAAUCUCUUUAACAAUUAAAAAUUCAGCAUGUC